AUGAGUGGGGAUGCAGAAAUGGAGUGUUUUGGCCCGGCGGCCAUAUACCUCCGCAAGCCAGAAAAAGAGCGUCUUGAAGCUCAGAACACUCCCUUUGAUGCUAAAACGGCAUACUUUGUGACUGAGCCUGCUGAGAUGUACCUGAAGGGGAAACUUAUAAAGCGAGAGGGCGGCAAAGCCACAGUGGAGACCCUUACUGGCAAGACUCUCACCGUGAAGGAAGAUGAAAUCUUCCCCAUGAACCCACCGAAGUUUGAUAAAAUUGAGGACAUGGCCAUGAUGACCCACCUCAAUGAGCCUGCUGUGCUGUAUAACCUCAAAGAGCGAUAUGCAGCAUGGAUGAUCUACACCUACUCUGGGUUGUUCUGCGUCACUGUGAACCCCUACAAGUGGCUCCCAGUAUACGAUGCGAUGGUUGUUGCAGGAUACAGGGGCAAAAAAAGAAUUGAGGCUCCUCCCCACAUCUUCUCCAUCUCUGAUAACGCCUAUCAGUUCAUGCUCCAAGAUAGAGAAAACCAGUCUAUCCUGAUUACUGGAGAAUCUGGUGCAGGAAAGACUGUGAACACCAAACGUGUCAUCCAGUACUUUGCGACAAUCGCAGUGUCCUCCACUGGAAAGAAAGCUGAACCAAUUCCUGGAAAAAUGCAGGGAUCACUGGAAGAUCAGAUCAUUGCAGCCAACCCACUGCUGGAAGCUUAUGGAAAUGCCAAGACUGUGAGGAAUGACAACUCCUCUCGUUUUGGAAAAUUCAUUAGAAUCCAUUUUGGUUCAACUGGAAAGUUGGCUUCUGCUGAUAUUGAAACAUAUCUGCUGGAGAAGUCUAGAGUGACAUUCCAGCUGUCUGCUGAGAGGAGCUACCACAUCUUUUAUCAGCUGACAACAGGCCACAAACCUGAGUUAGUUGAGGCUCUCCUGAUUACAACUAAUCCCUACGACUAUCCCAUGAUCAGUCAGGGGGAAAUCAGCGUGAAGAGUAUCGAUGACGUUGAAGAAUUCAUGGCCACCGAUACUGCCAUCGACAUUCUGGGUUUCACUCUGGAGGAAAAGAUGAGCAUGUACAAACUGACAGGAGCUGUGAUGCAUCAUGGAAACAUGAAAUUCAAGCAGAAGCAGCGUGAGGAGCAGGCUGAGCCUGAUGGCACAGAAGUGGCUGAUAAAAUCGCCUAUCUGAUGGGUCUGAACUCUGCCGAUUUGCUCAAAGCUUUGUGUUACCCUAGAGUGAAGGUUGGGAAUGAGUAUGUGACCAAAGGUCAAACUGUACCCCAGGUCAACAAUGCAGUGAGUGCUCUCUGCAAGUCUGUCUAUGAGAAGAUGUUCUUGUGGAUGGUUGUCAGAAUCAAUGAGAUGUUGGACACCAAACAGCCAAGGAGCUUCUUUAUCGGUGUCUUGGACAUUGCUGGCUUUGAAAUCUUUGAUUUCAACAGCUUGGAGCAGCUGUGCAUCAACUUCACCAAUGAAAAACUGCAACAGUUCUUCAACCAUCACAUGUUCGUUCUGGAACAAGAAGAGUAUAAGAAAGAGGGAAUUGAAUGGGAGUUCAUUGACUUUGGCAUGGACUUAGCUGCAUGCAUUGAGCUCAUUGAGAAGCCACUGGGAAUCUUCUCCAUCCUUGAAGAGGAGUGUAUUGUUCCCAAGGCAACAGACAUGACCUUCAAGAGCAAACUGUAUGACCAACAUCUGGGGAAAAGUGCUCCCUUCCAGAAGCCAAAACCUGCCAAAGGCAAAGCUGAGGCUCAUUUCUCUCUGGUGCACUAUGCUGGCACUGUGGACUACAAUGUCAAUGGCUGGCUGGAAAAGAAUAAGGACCCCCUGAAUGACACUGUGGUCCAACUUUACCAGAAGUCUGCAUCUAAGCUCUUGGCUUACUUGUAUGCAACCCAUGCCUCAGGAGAGGGUGAGGGUGGUGGAAAGAAAGGUGGCAAGAAGAAAGGAGGAUCGUUUCAGACCGUAUCGGCUUUGUUCAGGGAAAAUUUGGGCAAGCUGAUGACCAACUUGAGGAGCACCCACCCUCAUUUUGUAAGAUGCCUAAUUCCAAACGAAUCCAAAACUCCUGGGCUGAUGGAGAACUUCCUAGUCAUCCACCAGCUAAGGUGUAACGGUGUGCUGGAGGGUAUCAGGAUCUGCAGGAAAGGUUUCCCCAGCAGGAUCCUCUAUGGUGACUUCAAGCAGAGAUACAAAGUAUUGAAUGCCAGUGUCAUCCCUGAGGGACAAUUUAUCGACAACAAGAAGGCCUCUGAGAAACUCUUGGGCUCUAUUGAUGUUGACCACACUCAGUACAAGUUUGGGCACACAAAGGUGUUCUUCAAGGCUGGUCUGCUUGGUCUCCUGGAGGAAAUGCGAGAUGAAAAACUUGCUAUUCUGGUCACAAUGACUCAGGCCCUCUGCAGAGGCUUCCUGAUGAGACGAGAAUUUGUCAAAAUGAUGGAACGCAGAGAUGCCAUUUUCACCAUCCAAUACAACAUCCGUGCAUUCAUGAAUGUCAAGACUUGGCCAUGGAUGAAGUUGUACUUCAAGAUUAAGCCUCUCCUGAAGAGUGCAGAGACAGAGAAAGAGAUGGCCCAAAUGAAGGAGGACUUUGCCAAGACCAAGGAGGAUCUGGCGAAGGCUUUGGCUAAGAAGAAAGAACUGGAGGAGAAAAUGGUUUCUCUCCUUCAGGAGAAGAAUGACCUGCAGCUACAGAUUCAGUCGGAGGGGGAAAACUUGGCUGAUGCAGAGGAAAGAUGUGAGCAGUUGAUUAAAGCUAAAAUCCAGCUUGAGGCCAAACUCAAAGAGACGGCUGAAAGACUGGAGGAUGAGGAGGAAAUAAAUGCUGAGCUCACAGCGAAGAAGAGGAAACUGGAAGACGAGUGCUCUGAGUUGAAGAAAGACAUUGAUGACUUGGAGCUGACUCUGGCCAAAGUGGAAAAGGAGAAACAUGCCACUGAAAACAAGGUUAAAAACCUUGUAGAGGAAAUGGCUUCUCAGGAUGAGACCAUUGCUAAACUGACAAAGGAGAAGAAAGCCCUCCAAGAGGCUCAUCAACAGACCCUUGAUGACCUGCAAGCAGAGGAAGACAAAGUCAACACUCUGACCAAAGCCAAGACAAAGCUGGAGCAACAAGUGGAUGAUCUUGAGGGUUCAUUGGAGCAGGAAAAGAAGCUCCGUAUGGAUCUGGAGCGUGCCAAAAGGAAGCUGGAAGGAGAUUUAAAACUGGCUCAAGAAACCAUAAUGGAUCUGGAGAAUGACAAACAGCAGUCUGAGGAAAAGAUAAAAAAGAAGGACUUUGAAACAAGUCAGCUUCUCAGCAAAAUUGAGGACGAGCAAGUUCUUGGUUCUCAGCUUCAGAAAAAGAUCAAAGAACUUCAGGCUCGUAUUGAGGAGCUGGAAGAGGAGAUUGAGGCUGAGCGAGCAGCUCGGGCCAAAGUGGAGAAGCAGAGAUCUGAUCUCUCUAGAGAACUCGAGGAGAUCAGCGAGAGGCUGGAGGAGGCUGGAGGAGCCACUGCUGUUCAGAUUGAGAUGAACAAGAAGCGCGAGGCUGAGUUUCAGAAGCUGCGCCGUGACCUUGAAGAGGCCACCCUGCAGCACGAAGCUACAGCUGCAGCUCUGCGUAAGAAGCAGGCUGACAGCGUGGCAGAGCUGGGUGAGCAGAUAGAUAACCUGCAGAGAGUCAAACAGAAGCUGGAGAAAGAAAAAAGUGAAUACAAGAUGGAGAUUGAUGACCUCUCAAGCAACAUGGAGUCUAUUGCAAAAGCAAAGGGGAACCUUGAAAAAAUGUGUCGCACUCUGGAGGAUCAGCUGAGUGAAAUGAAAGCAAAGAAUGAAGAAAAUGUGCGACAACUGAAUGACAUUGGCCUACAGAGGGCAAGACUUCAAACUGAGAAUGGUGAAAUCGGCCGACAGCUGGAGGAGAAAGAUGCUUUGAUCUCUCAGCUGUCAAGGAGCAAGCAGGCUUUCACUCAACAGAUUGAGGAACUUAAGAGGCAUAUUGAAGAGGAGGUUAAAGCCAAGAACGCUCUGGCUCAUGCUGUUCAGUCAGCUCGCCAUGACUGUGAUCUGCUGAGAGAGCAGUAUGAAGAGGAGCAGGAGGCCAAAGGUGAGCUACAGCGUGCUAUGUCCAAGGCUAAUAGCGAGGUGGCUCAAUGGAGAACCAAGUAUGAAACCGAUGCCAUUCAGCGCACAGAGGAGUUGGAAGAGGCAAAGAAAAAACUCGCCCAGCGUCUGCAAGAUGCAGAAGAGUCCAUCGAAGCUGUAAAUGCAAAAUGUGCUUCACUGGAAAAGACCAAACAGAGGCUGCAGGGUGAAGUGGAAGACCUGAUGAUCGAUGUAGAGAGAGCUAAUGCUCUGGCUGCUAACCUGGACAAGAAGCAGAGGAACUUCGACAAGGUUCUUGCAGAGUGGAAGCAGAAGUACGAGGAAAGCCAGGCUGAGCUGGAAGGAGCUCAGAAAGAAGCUCGCUCACUCAGCACUGAAAUGUUUAAACUUAAAAACUCAUAUGAAGAAGCUUUGGACCAUCUGGAGACUCUGAAGAGGGAGAACAAGAACCUGCAACAGGAAAUUUCUGACCUAACUGAGCAAAUCAGUGAAACUGGAAAAACCAUUCAUGAACUGGAAAAAUCCAAAAAGGUUGUUGAAACAGAGAAGUCGGAACUUCAAACAUCUCUUGAAGAAGCAGAGGCCACACUAGAGCAUGAAGAAUCCAAGAUUCUUCGCAUACAACUUGAACUCACUCAGGUCAAGAGUGAGAUUGACAGAAAACUUGCAGAGAAGGACGAGGAGAUUGAGCAGAUCAAGAGGAACAGCCAGAGGGUGAUGGAGUCCAUGCAGAGUACUCUGGAUGCUGAGGUCAGGAGCAGAAACGAUGCCCUGAGAAUCAAGAAGAAGAUGGAGGGAGACCUCAAUGAGAUGGAGAUUCAGCUGAGCCACGCCAACCGACAGGCGGCUGAAGCCCAGAAACAGCUGAGAAACGUCCAGGGACAGCUUAAGGAUGCACAACUGCAUCUUGACGAAGCUCUGAGAGGACAAGAUGACAUGAAAGAGCAGGUUGCCAUGGUGGAGCGCAGAAACAGCCUGAUGGUGGCUGAGAUCGAGGAGCUUAGAGCUGCUCUGGAGCAGACGGAGAGAAGUCGAAAAGUGGCUGAACAGGAGCUGGUGGAUGCCAGUGAGCGUGUCACACUGCUGCACUCUCAGAAUACCAGCCUCCUCAACACCAAAAAGAAGCUGGAGGCUGACUUUAUCCAGAUCCAAGGUGAAGUAGAAGAUUCUGUUCAGGAGGCAAGAAAUGCUGAAGAAAAGGCCAAGAAGGCCAUCACUGAUGCUGCCAUGAUGGCAGAGGAGCUGAAGAAGGAGCAGGACACCAGCGCUCAUUUGGAGAGGAUGAAGAAGAACCUGGAGGUGACAGUGAAGGACCUGCAGCACCGUUUGGAUGAAGCUGAAAAUCUGGCCAUGAAGGGAGGAAAGAAGCAGCUCCAGAAACUGGAAGCUAGGGUUCGUGAGCUGGAGUCUGAGGUUGAUGCUGAGCAGAGGCGAAGUGCAGAUGCUAUUAAGGGAGUGAGAAAGUAUGAAAGACGAGUGAAGGAGCUCACUUAUCAGACAGAGGAAGAUAAGAAGAACAUUGCUAGACUGCAGGAUCUGGUGGACAAACUGCAGCUCAAAGUAAAAUCCUACAAGCGACAAGCUGAAGAGGCUGAGGAGCAGGCCAAUGCCCAUCUCACCAGAUACAGGAAGGUGCAGCAUGAGAUGGAGGAAGCUCAGGAACGCGCCGACAUUGCUGAGUCCCAGGUCAACAAGCUGAGGGCCAAGAGUCGGGAAAUUGUUAAGACCAAAGAAUCAGAGGAAUGAUGAAGAGAACAUGACUCAAGUUUGUGGUAACAAGGAAUCAUACAAUAUGAGUAACUUGUUACCUUAAUAGCUUAGCAUGUCAAACAUGCAGUCAUCAUGUUAGAUCAAUAAAAGUAGCAUAGUUG
Molecule: messenger RNA, 5942 nt
Organism: Cyprinodon variegatus (sheepshead minnow)
Lineage: Eukaryota; Metazoa; Chordata; Actinopteri; Cyprinodontiformes; Cyprinodontidae
Gene: myhb
Product: myosin heavy chain, fast skeletal muscle-like
Exons: 39
Coding region: 1-5817 (1938 amino acids)
Cellular component (GO): myosin complex
Molecular function (GO): ATP binding; cytoskeletal motor activity; actin filament binding
Source: RefSeq, a predicted model, not a curated record